CUUUAUAUUAAUUACUUUCACGCCUUAAAUGUGCCUGAUUCCAAUUCUGAAAAACUGGUGCCAACGUUUGAAUACUUCCAAGGAAAUGUCGCUGAAGGUAGAAAUCGCUGGAUCGUUCUCACUUUUAUUGCAUUUAUCCACAUCUCAAAAUAUAAUGCACAGGUGAGCUAUCAUCAUUCGUCAAAACUGAAAAGAUAAGUAGUCAAUAGAAGUGUUUUUAUAUAUUAAAAGCCACUAAAAGUUCAUCUUUAAUGUAGGUUAAGUUCGAGUUUGCUACAACUAACAGACGUCGGAUGAAUUCCAGAUUAUAAAGGGCCACUAAACGUUUCAAUGAAAAAACAGCCCUGCAAUUUUUCAGAGUUUAGUUUAUCAUUCUUCCUGUUUGAUGCACGAAAAAAAUCUAUGUCUGUCUCUAAGCAAACAUUUUAUGCCUUAAUACAGACUUAUUUCUUUGGCUAAAAAGAGAUGAAAAAAAAAAAACAAAACAAAACAAAACAAAACAAAACAAAAAAAGGUUCUUUGAGGUGGUUCCAUUGUUAUUACAGAAGCAGCGAUUUACGACAAUACUGACAAUCUUCGGUCUCAAAACUGUUUUGGUUUAAAGGCUGCGAAACUCUGGGAUAUCUGCUGAUAGACAGCAAUUAUAUAAAGGAAUUCGAUUUAAACAAUAAUAUUUAAUUAUAUGCUUUUUGCAUAGUUAUAUUUAGCAAAGCCCACUUUUCAAGAAAAUCGUGUCUAAUGAAAAACUUUGCUGUUAUCGGCUUUGCCUGAAAUGUCUCGUAUCAAGUUUUAUUGAUAUAAUUGGGGUGUGCCACGAAAUUUCAACAGAAAUCUUUGAAGCAGUCUCCAACGAGAGAGUCCUUCUGAAUUCAGCGUUGAAAUUGUUUGUGAAUUUUCAGAACGCGUUACCCUGAGGAGGACUCAGGAACUAGAUAUUUUGGGACGAGUAUAAAGAAUACAGACUCUUCUUCGAUGGCAUUUUAUAUGUUGUCCCACCACGGAGGCACUUGUAAGCCCUGGUCAAACCUAGAAUCUAGAGAUCUAGAGUCGUCUAACACGAGGUUGGCCUCGAAGCCGUUAUAGAUGCACACAUUUUUUUCCAACCAAUUAAAUGUGUAACAAUUCCACAAUCUGGAUAUUUCUAAACUGACAAAUUGGGUUUUCAAAAAUUGAUUUCCAUGUGUGCAAUUCAAGUUUGGAAAUAAGCGCCAGCAAAAUUGAAAACCGUCAUUUUCUAAUUUAUAAUUCUCUUUAGCUUCUCUUUUUGGGUGAUUCCAAACCUGAGAGAACCACCGCACGAAUUGUGGAACUAAAUAUUCGUAUACAGUUUCAGCAGAUUCGUGUGUAAAAUACUCGGUUUCAACAAAAAAUGUAUGAAUAAAUAAAAUAAAGCAACAACAACCAAACACAGUCACACUCUGGAGCUGAGCGGCUUCACUGGUUUUAUGUGGAGGGAAGUAAGGCCGAUUCAGGUAUAGAAAUAUUGUGCGGAUUCAGAAAUAUCGAGAACAAAAACAUUCGAUUUAAUUUAGCGCAAGGUUUUGAGUGUUUUAUAGUUUAUGCAACGAAUGGGAAUGCCUCAUCAGUUGAUUUUAAGCCGAACUCAGCAGCAGUUGAUUGCGGUAACGCUUUCCGAAAGUGCGUUUUGGGGGUUCGUUUGACUCUGAGCGAUACGUUUUUAAAAACAAUUCCAUAGCUGAAUUCAGAAAAAACGUAUUGAUUGAAGACUUAUCUGUCCACAUGCCCCAACGAUCAUCAUGGCUGCCGUCACUGCCGUUGUCGUCGUCCUUGCUUAAGGUCCCUAUUAUAAUUAAUGAUUGUCACCCAAUUAGUUUUAACAAGAAGUAUUAUUGUCAUUUAACUGUAUUUCUUGUAUAUUCUUUUAGUUAUCUGUCCUCGGUAGAAAAUAAAGUUGUUCAUUGUUGUCGUUGUUGUUAACGGAAAACUUAAUGACAAUGAUUUCAUCAACACGAGCAAUUUUUCCUUACGGUGUGUUCCGAGCCUAUUCGUUACUACACAGACAUUUACUCGAGUUAUAUUUCACUUUUAAUCAUGUAAAUCUUGCGAGUAAAAAGCUCUUGUCACCUUAAGUCCAACUCGCGCUUCAAGUUGUCAAGUUUUGAAUUUCAGAUUGUUAUAAUUGUUUUGCACUGUGUCUAUUUACAUGGGCUAUGGGCUACUCAUAAAUUAUCUUUAAUAACUUCGAGGAAAAAUAUUUAAUAAUUAAAAGCAUGGCAUUAAAUUGGCGUAUCUUACCAUUUCCUUUAUCAUUAAUAAUUGCGUAUAAAUUGAAGUCUUCCACCAAGUUUGAUGAACUUCUCGAUGCCGAAAUAUCGAAUAUCGUACCGAACGCUCUUCCUUCUUGUAUUUUCAAUUUCUUUUUUGACAAUUAUUCAAUAUGUAAGCUCUUGACUCAACUUUUUUUGCUGAAGACAUGUAUGACUAAUCGGAGAAAAUGGUAAUAUGCAACGUUUUUUUCGGAGGGGAGGGGGGAAGAAGGAUCUAAAAGAAAGAAGAUAUAUUAUAGCCUACUGAAAACGGAGAAUAAAUAUGAAAAAAAAGAAUCGAAUUUAUACCCAUGAAUUAUCUCUAAUAACUUGAAGGAAUCUGGUACAGGCAAGAUCUGGGUAACGGUAGCGAGCAUAUAUAGCAAUGCUUGACGAACAUAAUUCGCUGGAAUAUUAUGGAAUUUGCACAUUUGACAUUUUUCGCUGCUAUUCAACGCUAAUCCCAGAGCCCUUGCUCUCGAUAGCAAUUUAGUUUUAGAUCUUGAGGCUGCCCGGCAUAGACCUACUAAACUAGGAGUUUGAUGAUCUUUCCGAGAAAAGCUGAUCUUUCUAAGAGCAAAUAUGAAAACAUAAGGGCUUGAACGCCUCAUUAUGACAAAAAUAUAUAUAUGAUUUUAAUAACAAAAUAAAAACUGUUACGUCGGAGAUGAUAGCAAGAGUACCACGGAGCUUUAAAGUUAUGUUUCUUUUAGAUAAUCCUAAUAAUCAAUUGAAAUUUCUGGUAAUACGACAUUGUUGAAAGGCCUGCAUAGCUACUAGCCGGGUAACUUUGACCUGUCAGCUUGUCUAAGUGGUUAAGUUGUAUUCAUGAAGGUGGUUCCUCGAACUUAGCAAUAAUUCAUGGAAAGAAAACAAAGGACGUCAGGAGCCGUGAAGAAAGUUUGAAUGUCAGUUACUAAUUUGCGUCUUCUAGAAUUUUUGAUCACUCCAAAAUUUUCACACAAAUAAUUCUGUCAAGUAUUCAAAAUUGGUAAAAAAAAAAACCCCGAUUGCGCUUCCCCAUUUUUAUAUUAAUUUCUCGAUACCUAGAUAUCGUACUGAACGCUGUUUCUUCCCUUUUUUUUAAUUUAUCAUUUAAACUCCUUUUGACACAAAUUCAAUAUGUCAGCUCGUGUUUGAACUUUUUUGUUUAAGAUAAAUUGACUACGUGGAAAAAAUGAAGGUUCUGUGUAUCACUAGAUUCACUUACUCUCAGGGUAACACGUUUUACUCUAGCGAAAUUUUUUCUGGUAAGCUGUGAAAAUUACGAUUUCUUACUGAUGGGCUUCAAUUUUUUUUUUAUAAUUAUGCUUUAAUAAUGCCCCUCCCCAACCUCCUCCCCACCCCUAAAAUUAUACGCAAAAUUAGUGAUGGAGAAAAAACAGCUGUUAGCAAUUUAAGACUGGAAUCGUUUUCUCAUUUACAGCUCAUAAGCGUUAAGUCAUGGCAUUUGUCCGCUGGAAUUUUAAAUUGCGUUAGAUCCAUAUUAUUCCAACGGGCAAAAUGAAUCUGUUCCAAAUAGUUGGUUUCUUAAAUUCAGGGUAACCAACAUUAAUGAAAAUGCAACUUUCAUUAAAUAUGGUUUGUCUGCAACAGCGUAAUCAAAACACAAAGAGGCGGGAAUUUGGGCGAAGGCGCGUUGGUUAAAAAUUAAGGUAAAUUGUUUUCAAAGAGAUCAAGAACACGACAUUCAUUAUACAGCGAUCCAUGAGUAGAACAUUUAGUUGUGUUCAUCAUGUCCACUUCAAAUUUCAAAAGAAUAUAUACUAGAUUCCAUUUUUAACGAAUUACUGUUGUUAUAUUUAUUUAUUUUUUCAUUUUUUUUCAUUUUUAAGCAAAUAACGUUUUUACAAUUCUUCUUGUCGGGAAACAGCGACUAGCAGGUUACGUAGUGUACGAAAUUUGUGAUUUUUUUUUUUGCUACCUCGACCAUUUCUUGCUAAUAGAAUUGCGUUUUUGAAAAUAAUUCAAUGCACGAUGGAGUUGUUGUUUAAAGUUCCUGUUUAAUGUAACUCUAAACUAAAAUUUAUUAAAUAUAAGCCACAUCCUGGAUCAAAUUUAGGGACUUUUGGCUUUAUAUUAAUUUCUUUCGCGCCUUAAAUGUGCCUGAUUCCAAUUCUGAAAAACUGGUGCCAACGUUUGCAUACUUCCAGGGAAAUGUCGCUAAAGGCAACAAUCGCUUGGAUCGUUCUUACUUGUAUUGCAUUUAUCCACAUCGCAUAAUAUAAUGCACAGGUGAGCUAUUAUUAUUCGUCAAAACUGAAAAGAUAAGUAGUCAAUAGAAGUGUUUUUAUAUAUUAAAAGCCACUAAUAGUUCAUAUUGAAUGUAGGUUAAGUUCGAGUUUGCUACAACUAACAGAUGUCGGAUGAAUUCCAGAUUAUAAAGGGCCACUAAACGUUUCAAUGAAAAAACAGCCCUGCAAUUUUUUAGAGUUUAGUUUAUCAUUCUUCCUAUUUGAUGCAUGAAAGAAAUCUAUGUCUCUAGGCAAAAAUUUUAUUCUUUAAUACAGACUUAUUUCUUUGGCUAAAAAGAGAUGAAAAAAAGAAAACAAACAAAACAAAAACAAAAACAAAACAAAAAAAGGUUCUUUGAGGUGGUUCCAUUGUUAUUACAGAAGCAGCGAUCUACGACAAUCUUCGGUCUCAAAGCUGUUUUGGUUUAAAGGUUGCGAAACUCUGAGAUACCUGCUGAUAGACAGCAAUUAUAUAAAGGAAUUCGAUUUAAACAAUGAUAUAUAAUUAUAUGUUUUUUUGCAUAGUUAUAUUUAGCGGAGCCCACUUUUCAAGAAAAUCGUGUCUAGUGAAAAACUUUGCUGUUAUUUUUUUCCUGAAAUGUCUGGUAUCAAGUUUUAUUGAUAUAAUUGGGGUGUGCCACGAAAUUUCAACAGAAAUCUUUGAAACAGUCUCGAACGAGAGAGCCCUUCUGAAUUCAGCGUUGAAAUUGUUUGUGAAUUUUCAGAACGCGUUACUCUGAGGAGGACUCAGGAACUAGAUAUUUUGGGACGAGUAUAAAGAAUACACACUCUUCUUCAAUGGAAUUAUAUAUGUUUCCCACCACUGAGGCACUUGUAAGCCCUGGUCAAACCUAGAAUCUAGAGAUCUAGAGUCGUCUAACACGAGGCUGGCCUCGAAGCCGUUAUAGAUACAUAACAAUUCCACAAUCUGGAUAUUUCUAAACUGACAAAUUGGGUUAUCAAAAAUUGAUUUCCAUGUGUGCAAUUCAAGUUUGGAAAUAAGCGUCAGCGAAAUUGAAAACCGUCAUUUUCUAAUUUAUAAUUCUCUUUAGCUUCUCUUUUUGGGUGAUUUCAAACCUGAGAGAACCACCGCACGAAUUGUGGAACUAAAUAUUCGUAUACAGUUUCAGCAGAUUCGUGUGUAAAAUACUCGGUUUCAACAAAAAAUUGUAUGAAUAAAUAAAAUAAAGCAACACCAAACACAGUCACACUCUGGAGCUGAGCGGCUUCACUGGUUUUAUGUGGAUGGAAGUAAGGCCGAUUCAGGUAUAGAAAUAUUGUGCGGAUUCAGAAAUAUCGGGAACAAAAACAUUACCACUUCCUUUAUCAUUAAUAAUUUCGUAUAAAUUGAAGUCUUCCCCCAAGUUUGAUGAACAUCUUUAUGCCUAAAUAUCGAAUAUUGUACCGAACGCUCUUCCUUUUCGUAUUAAACUCUCGACUCAACUUUUUUUGCUGAAUACAUGUAUGACUAGUCGUCCAAGAGAAAUCGGAGAAAAUGGUAAUAUGCAAUCUUUUUUUUUUCCGGGGGGUAGGAAGAUCUAAAAAAAAGAAGGUACAUUAUGGCCUAUUGAAAACGGAGAAUAAAUAUAAAGAAAGAAUCGAUUUAUACCCAUAAAUUAUCUCUAAUAACUUGAAGGAAUCUGGUACAGGCGAGAUCUGGGUAACUGUUGCGAGCAUAUGCAAUGCUCGAUGAACAUAAUUCGCUGGAAUAUUGUGGAAUUCGCACAUUUGACAUUUUUCGCUACUAUUCAACGCUAAUCCCAGAGCCCUUGCUCUCGAUAGCAAUUUAGUUUUAGAUCUUGAGGCUGCCCGGCAUAGACCUACUAAACUAGGAGUUUGAUUAUCUUUCCGAGAAAAGCUGAUCUCUCUAAGAGCAAAUAUGAAAACAUAAGGGCUUGAACGCCUCAUUAUGAAAAUAAUAAUAAUAAUAUUAUAUUAACAAAAUAAAAACUGUUACGUCGGAGAUGAUAGCAAGAGUACCACGAAGCUUUAAAGUUGUGUUUCUUUUAGAUAAUUCUAAUUAUUAAUCGAAAUUUCUGGUAAUACGACAUUGUUGAAAGGCCUGCAUAGCUACUGGCCGGGUAACUUUCACCUGUCAUUUUGUCUGAAUAGUUAAGUUGUAUUCAUGACGGUGGUUCCUCGAACUUAGCAAUAAUUCAUGGAAAGAAAACAAAGGACAUCACGAGCCGUGAAGAAAGUUUGAAUAUCAGUUACUAAUUUGCGUCUUCUAGAAUUUUUGAUCACCCAAAAAUUUUCAUACAAACAGUUCUGUCAAGUCUGUCAGUUCUGUCAAAAUUGGUAAAAAAAAAAAUACCCGAUUACGCUUCCCCCUUUCUUAUAUUAAUUUCUCGAUGCCUAGAUAUCGUACUGAACGCUGUUUCUUCCUGUAUUUUUUUUUUUUAAUUUAUCAUUUUAACGCUUUUUUGACACAAAUUCAAUAUGUCAGCUCGUGUUUGAACUUUUUGUUUAAUAUAAAUUGACUAAGUGGAAAAAAUGAAGGUUCUGUAUAUCACUAGAUUCACUUACGCUUAGGCUGGCACGUUUUACUGUAGCUUAAUUUACAAUUAAUCAUUUUACAAAUUUUUGCCUGUAAGCUGUGAAAAUUACGAUUUUUAACUAAUGGGCUUCGAUUUUUUUUUUUUUUUUAUCAUUAUGCUUUUAAUAAAUGUUCCUCCCCAACCUCCUUUCCCCCCAAAAUUAUGUGCAAAAUUAGUGAUGGAGAAAAACAACUCUGUUAGCAAUUUAAGGCUAGAGUCAUUUUCUCAUUUACAGGAAAUGUGUUAAGUCGUCGCAUUUGCCCGCUGGAAUUUUUAAUUGUGUUAGAUGCAUAUAAUUCCAACGGCCAAAAUGAAUCUGUCCCAAAUAGUUGGUUGAUUAAAUUCAGGGUAACCAAUAUUAAUGACAAAGCAACUUUCAUUCAAUAUGGUUUGUCUGCAACAGCGUAAUUAAAACACGAAGAGGCGGGAAUUUGGGUGAAGGCGCGUUGGUUAAAAAUUAAGGUAAAUUGUUUUCAAAGAGAUCAAGGACACGACAUUCAUUAUACAACGACUCAUGAGAAGAACAUUUAGUUGCAUGCAUCGAGUCGACUUAAAAAAUCUGUCCCAAAUAGUUGGUUGAUUAAUUUCAGGGUAUCCAAUAUUAAUGACAAUACAACUUUCACUGAAUUGGUUUGUUUGCGACAGCGUAAUCAAACCACUGUGACACAAAGAGGAGGGAAUUUGGGUGAAGACAGAUUGAUAAAUUAAAAUAGUUUUGUUUUCAAAGAGAUCAAGAACACGACUUCCAUUAUACAAGUAGAACAUUGAGUUGUGUGCAUCAUGUCCACUUCAAAUUUCAAAAGAUAUCAUGCCUCCAAUCUGUUCGAGGAUUCUGAAAAUUUUUAAUAAGUGGACGAACUACUGUACACUUUUUUUCUUUUGCAAGCAAAUAUAGUUUUUACAAUUUUUCUUGUCGAAAACAGCGUCCAGCAGGUUGUGUAAUAGUUUACAAAAUUUACGAUUUUUUUGCUACCUUGACGAUUUCCUACUAACAGAAUUGCUUUAAUUUUUUCUUAGCAAUAAUUCAAUACAGCAUGGGGCUCUUGUUUGUAGUUCCUGACGGUUUAAUGUAACUCUAAACUAAAAUUUAUUAAAUGUAAGCCACACCCUGGAUCCAAUUUCAUGGACUUUUGGUGCUAUAUCAAGUUCUUUCAUGCCUUAAAUUGCCUGAUUCCAAUUCUGAAAAACUGGUGCUGGCGUUUGAAUACUUCCAAGGAAAUGUCGCUGAAGGUAGCAAUCGCUUAGAUCGUUCUUACUUUUAUUACAUUUAUCCACAUCGCAAAAUACAAUGCACAGGUGAGCUAUCAUUCGUGAAAACUGAAAAGAUAAAUAAUCAAUACAAGUGCUUUAUAUGUGCAACUAACAGAAGUCGGAUGAAUUCCAGACCAUAAAGAGCCACUAAACGUUUCAAUGAAAAAAAGCCCUGCAUUUUUUCAGAAUUUGGUUUAUUAUUCUUCCUGUUUGAUUUGGAUGAAAGAAAUAUAUGCCUUUACUAGGCCAAACGUUCUAUGCCUUAACGCUGACUUAGUUUUUUAGCCAAAAAGAGAUGGACAAAAAACAAAACAAAACCAAAAAGGUACUUUGAGGAGGUUCCAUUGUAGCAGCGAUCUACCACAAUCCUCGGUCUAUUAGCUCUUUUGGUUUAAAGGCUGCGAAACGCUGAGAUACCUGUUGAUAGAUAGCUAGAUUUAGGAAUUAAUUAUAUAAAGGAAUUAGAUUUCACUAAUGAUAUAAAAUGUAUAAUUAUAUGUUUCUAGCAGACACCAAUUUUUCAAGCAAAUCGUGUCCAGUGGACAUUUUGCUGUUACGUUUUACCUAAAAAUUCUGGUGUCAGGUUUUAUUGAUAUAAUCAGGAUGUGCCACGAAAAUUCAACAGAAAUCUUUGAAGCAGUCUCAAGGAAGGGAGUUCUUCUGAAUUCAGGGUUGAAAUUGUUUGAUUGUGAAUUUUCAAAACGCAUUACUCUGAGAAGGACUGGAGAACUAGAUUUUGUUGGUUUAAGUACUAAAAAGAAACACUCUUCAUCGAUCGAUGGCCUGUAUGUUGUCCCACCACUGAGGCACUUGUAAGCCCAGAUCAAACCUGGGAUCUGGAAAGCGAGCUAGAAUAGCCUAGCACAAGGUUGCUUUCGAAGCCGUUAUAGAUAAACAUUUUUUCCAAUCAUUUACAUGUGUGAUUGGACUAUAUAUAUAUAUACAGAUUAUGUAUUAUAUCAAUAAAACUUAAACUUAAAAGUUUUAAACAGCAAAAUUAAAAAAAAUAAAAUAAAAAGAAUUGAACAAUUUUCAACGGCGCAGCCGCUGUCAGGCUCUUUUGCUUUGGUAAAAGCAUGUGCAGCAGUUUCGCAGUUUAGCCAAGAAAAUAGAAAGUGUUUGACUCAUUUUCUCUUGUGUUUAAACAAUAACAGGAACAGGUGCCCCAGUAACCAUUAUUAGAGAUAAUUUUAUAAUUAAAAUCUUCUUCACAAAAUUAACUUAAACAAACUUCAUUUAUUAAUUUAAUUACCACUACUAAAGGUAUUUAUACGGAAUUUUGUGAUCAUUAAAUAUUUCACAAUUUUGCAAAAAUUUCGAGAAUAUUAUUAACAAAGUCUUGUUCAUUACUUUAAGUUUGGCAAAGCAGAGACUAUGAAUAAAUACAAUGCAUUUGGUAACAAAAUUAAUUAUCAUUCGAUGCAAUUUUUUCUUCCUUUUCAUUGGCUGAAAGCCCACCACGUGACCUGCAAAUAACUGCCUACAAAUAAUGGUCUGUUCAUGCGCAAUGUCGUUCAACUGUGUUUGGCUGCAAAUAAUAUUCUGCUCAUGCGUAAACGAAACCACGCGUGAUAACGUUCUUGUGUGAAAAAAGGCAGAUCGCUUCGCUUCCCGAAAACAUUCAUUAAAAAAAACAAACUUGGUGAUCGAAUGAUAAAACAAUUAUUGAACUCGGUUAUCACAGAGUAGCGUGAUUUGCCAGUGUCUCGCACAUCAAUUAUUUGCCUAAGUUUUUGGCUUCGGCAAAUAAUUGAUCAUCUGCUCGCCAGUGACAAAUUACGAUAUUUUGCUCAACCUCGUCCAACAAUUGUUAACUAUUUUCAUUUUCGAAUGAACAGCUUCAAAGAGGCGAACAAGAACACCUGCAAUUUGCGAACUUCAAGGAAUUUCUCAAGCACAUGCUAAAAAUUUCCCAAGUUUUGUCCACCGUGAAUGUCAUCGACUCCACUGACUGUGCCUUCCAGUGCCUUGCUAACGUGGCGUGCUUGUCAUUCAAUUUUGCCAUUUUGCCGAACAGCAGAUCCACACUUCACGUUUGCCAUUUGCUAUCUACAGACAAGUACAACCACUCCAGUGCCUUCGUGCGGAGUGAUCAGUUUCACCACUUCACUAUUGCGGUAGGAUAAAUGAAGCUAUUUUACUGGCCCUAGUUGUUCAAAAGCUGGAUAACGCUAUCCACUGGAUAAAUCUCUUUCCACUGGAUAACGCAUUUCGUUUCUGUAAUACUUAUCCGCUGGAUAGUGAUUUAUACGGUGGAUAACUCUCUCCAACGUUUCAACAACCGGAGCCUGGUUAAUAAAUGAACUCCAAUACACGAAAGUGAGAUAAACUAAAAUAGUUCGCACCGCCCAGAAACACCUGGAAUUAACUACACGACCUUUCUAUUCCGAUACACUUUUCCCGUUCGAUAAAUCUUUUUGAUGAAAAGUACAAGGAGACGUUUGGUAGAUAAAACAACACUCACAUAUGAAACCGACACUCAUUAUCGUCAGCUAAUAGACCUUUUCUUUCGAGUUUUAAUUAAAGUCGUUAUAAAUGCGCGGCUUAUGACAACCUACUUUUGCAUUGAUAUAGUUGUUCUUUGCACCUCAGAGCCCAUGUGACAGUUCUCCUUGCCAAGAUGGUGGACCAUGUCGCCCACUGUAUGAUAAAAAUGACUUCGUGUGUGAAGGUAAUGACUUAGACGUUAUAUUUAGUCAUCAUCUGAUCGACCUUUUGCUUGCUCGAACAUAGCCGAAUCAGGAGAUCUUCAAAAUGUACAAAAACAAUGUGAAUGGCUCUGAAAUCUCUCUUUCAUUAAAUAAAAAAAACCGCAUUAUUAACUAUAAAAAGGGCAUUCUCAUACACCAAGAAAUGCAUGGGAUUUUUUUCGGAAUAUUGAAGAUGGUAGUUUUAGAACUUCGCUCGAGGGGGUCACUCAACAACCUUUCAUAAGGCGGGUUUAUGGGGAGGCUCCGCUCCCAUUUCCAAAACCCCUUACCCUUUUACAUACUUUCGGAAUUUUUGACCGUAGCCCUUCAAUACACCCUCAGUUUAAAAAUGCUACCCCUUUCACAUGCCUGGAACACAGUGACUGUGUUUGGGAUAAGCACAGAUGUUUUCAACUCGAACGUGAAAACUAAAAUAAAAUUACAAAACAUGUAGGUAGACAGCCAAACAGAACUGAAAAAAACGAACCAAAUACUCACAAGUUCUGUGCUCUCUCUGCCAUAAAACAAUGCAACACGCUAGUCACAUGGAAAAAGAGGUCACGUGACCAGCGCUCAGGUCCCUAUAUAUAAAAAAAAACGUAACAGAUUUCGGAUAAUUUUCAUAUCCGAUGUUUAAAUUAGAUUUGUCCCGAACAUCCCGGCUGCCUUAGGGCGAUCGGGUAGAACGAACAGAACAACAGUUAAAUUCAGCAUCUACAUCGUAUCUACUUCUUUCACAUCGUUUUUAAGUAAGGACAACUUCUGUAUAGAACGAACAUGGAUAGCGUCCUAAGUCUUCACCUUCACAGUCCGUACUAGACCAUCUGGACCCGAGUACAUCUCCAACACUCUGCCGAGAUUCCAAUGCCCUCUGGGGCUGUUAUCGUUAACAAGCAGAACCAAGGCGUCAGGUUUGAUAUAAGACAGCACUCUUCGCCAUUUACCUCGUUGUUGGAGGGUUGGGAUGUACUCCUUCGACCACCUUUCCCAAAACAAAUUGGUCAAAAAUUGAACCUGCCUCCACUUCUUUCUGUAAAUGUCAGUCUUCUCAAAGACUCCAGGAGAGAAACAGAUGAUCUUCCUCUGCAUCAAUAGGUGGGCCGGUGUCAGCGGUUGGAGAUCGUUCGGAGCGUCCGAGUUCGCUGUGAGGGCUCUUCCGUUAAGGAUACGCUCAACCUCAGUAAGGAGUGUUCGCAGAACCCCAUCUGUCACAGGUUGCGCCCCCAAAAUGGACUUUAAGACUGUCUUUGCACUUCGAACCAUAUGUUCCCACACGUCAGACAUACUUGACGCAGUGGGGGGUUGAAAUAUCCAUUUACAGCCUCGUUGUAUCAGCUCUCUCUCUCUAUCUGCCCUUGGUUCCAUUCCCGGAGACUCUUCUUCAAUUCUCGUUGAGACCCAACGAAGUUAGAACCGUUGUCACAUCGUAACUCUUUCACGUCUCCCCUUCGAUUUAUAAAACGCCUUAAACACAUAAUGAACUCAUCAGUAUCCAUAGAAUUAAACACUUCAAGAUGCACGCUACGGGUGGUUAAACAGGUAAACAAGCAACACCACCGUUUCGCGGUCCCUGGGCCAUGUUUCACAUAAAUCGGGCCAAAGCGGUCCUUACCAGAGAACGAAAACGGUGCCUUAUAGGCUGUAAGUCGACACUUGGGUAAGGGCGCCAUCUGCUGGGUCAUAGGUUUGGCGUUAAGUUUCUUGCAGGUAAGGCAGCGAUUAAGGACCGAUCUAACCAAUACACGCACUUGAGGGAUCCAGAAAUCUUCCCGAAACUUUGCAAUAACAUGUUCGCGUCCCAAGUGACCAAUAAGGUGGUGAACGUGACGAACAAUCAACUUGGCCACCGAAUGGUCUCUGGGAAAUUAAGAAAUGAUAAACGUGCAGCGUGCAACCAUGGAGUUAUGGAUGCACGCGGGAGGUUGCUAAGCACGAAAGAAGCGUAAGAGUCGUACGAGGCGAUAGCCGAGUGCGACUCUAGCUUCUUGAGUGCUUAGCAAACCUCCCAAGUGCAUCCAUAACUCCAUGGUUGCACAGCUGCAACGUUUACCAUUUCUUUUAUAACAUAAUCAAAUGAGAAAAACAUUAUUUUCCAUUUGCCUUCGGUUGAGUCAUCGGUACGAGUUCAUGUAUGCUGCCAUCUGACCGCGCGUAAACAAUCAUGUUACAAUAAGCCAAAACUAAAUAGAUGAAAUAAUUAUCAAGCUUAUUUAUGUGCCAAUUUUUGGAAUAAACAUAAAGUAGAAUUGAGAAAAUUUGACUGUAAUUCCUUUAGAAUAAUAGGUAACACUAAUUUUAAAAAGAAAUUAACUAGCUUUGUAUCGAAAUCUGUCUGUGGAAAUCCAGCUAUGAAAGGCAAAGUUGCAACUGAAAUUCGCCGACACACAGCCGGCGAUGAAGCUGUUGUUUUUCGACCGUUCUCUGAACGACUGUUAUGAAUGAACACUGAGGAACAAAAUAAUACACACAGAAGUUAUUUUUGAAAAAUUUAUUUGAAAACCCAGUUGUUUCUGUAAUCAAAUUAAAUUUGCUUAUUCCAGCGUAAUGUGCCCGUUUAAACUCAACUAAAAUUUUUAAUCGAUGCGAUGAAAACUUCACAACAAAGCUGUCUCGAAUUUGAGCGUGUUUCCUAAAAUAUUUGCUUGAAUUUAGCAUCAGCUUCACCAAAAAGUCAAUAACACAAUGCUAAUUGAUAAAUUUACAUUUCAAACAGACUUUCUCUUCUAUAAAAAAAACACACAAAAUGUACCUUGCAUCUUCGCUCGUUCGAUUUUCCUUCAGACCAAUUCUAGCUGCGAGGAAAACAUUGAUUAAUUCAUCCAGGGCAAAUUUGUCGCAUGAUCUUUCGUCUUGUUUCCUUCAAAACGUACUUUCUUCAACUUCCACUUUUCAUCUGAGCAUUUCAUCGGUGUAUUUUACAGUCAGGAGAGGAGAUUUGUUGAAUUUGCCUAAAUUUUACCGCGCUAGCUCAGUUUCUUGGCGUGCACCCACGGGCAAAUGGUAGCAGCUAACUGACCAAUCAGAGCGCGCGAUUUACUUUUGUUAUGUUAUAAAAUCAUUUAUUAUAUACAUACUGAGAAAUACUCACCAAAAAGCUAUGUCGUAAAUUUUCGUACGCAAAUUAGUUCUAGCCAAUCAGAGGAGCGAACGAUGGUUUUCACACGUGAAAAAAAUGAUACCUUCAAUCAGAAUCGCGAACGAUGUUUUUUCACGUGUGAGAAAAAUGAUACGUCCAAUCAGAGGCCACAGAGGUGUGUUAUUUUUGCGCCAAAAUUCCCGCCUUUUAUUGCUGCUUGCAGCGCCGUUUCGCACACAUUCAACGAGAAAAGUUUUACUCAAAGUGAAAAACAUUUCGGAAAUGGAGUGGAAUAGUUUCGUUUGUUUCACUGUCGAUAAGGAAAAGGGUAGACUGCCGGCGAAACAACAGCGGAAAGGGAAAAACAGGACGAGACGUAAGCUUUUGUUGUGCUUUUUGUCGGAGCUACUUUGCCUUUCAUUUAAGCUUAAGCUUAUAUUGAAACAGGCCAUUUUACUUAAAUUCACUCAUUUUCAAUUGUGCAUUGAGAACAAACAGUUAAUAUUACUUAUAUUUCUUGGAUUACCUCAUAUCCUUAUCGUCAUUUAUGUUUUUAACAAACGUUUUUACUAAAAAGCUGAUACUUCGUUUUCGUUGUCAUUUUGCGGUAAGUGUGCAGCGGCAAAUAAGCAUUUUUGAAAGAUUUAAAAUAAAAAGGCCGCCAAAAUGAUGAAUGUCUCGGUAUGUAUAUAAUAAACACAAUACCACAUGGAAAGUGCUUUGUACGGUAUUUACGCACUCGUUAUUUUUGUAUCAGAAAUCUUACUCGUUCGCUGCCCUCACUCGUUCGAUUUCUGAUACGUCAACAACUCGUGCGUAAAUACCGUACGCCACCACUUUCCAUGAAGUAUUCUCUAUUUGUUAAUGUUGUAACUUAGAAAUCCAAGGACGAAAUUAUGAAACAACUCGAGCACUGAACAUGAACAUUCUGGUCUUGUUUUAUUCCUAGUUCUCACUCACCGCGCAAGCGCAUCCAUGUACACGUAACACGACUAUGACGUAACUUAGUACAAUGUAACACAACAAUAACAAAACAAAGUCACGAUAUAACAUCUCCCUUUUUUUUUAAAGAGAAAAAUAGAAUGCGAAAAUACAUAAUAAAAAAAGCAAAAGGUUCUGAGUCUGUUACAGCCAUCACUUUAACUCGUAAUCUUUCAAGUGUCUUGGGGGCCUACGGGUUGUCCGAGUAGGAUAACGUUUUUCUGCAUCCGCAGGAUAUUCGGUUGAACUACCAGAGUGUCAUCGACAUUAGCAGCAUCAGAAAUCUCUGGCGAGGUCUCUGGCAAGGUAGCAGGUUGCGAAAUGACGGGGGGAUCAGUAACAGGCAUCGACACUGCUGGUUGCUUGUUUGGAACAGGAGAAUCUCCAGUGCUGGCCAAAAUGGACUCAUCCAGUGUUGCUGUAGGAGGGAUAUAAGUAGACGGUAUAGUUGAGUCAGGAACAAUCUCAUAAGGCUGAUCCAUAUCAGGAGAUAAAUCCAGCGGCAUAGACUGGUAGUUGGAUGCUGAAAAACCACGCGUCGAAGCCACAUCUGCAGGGCGUCUCAGCAGCUGGUCUAUGUGUCGUUUCCACCGAUUACCUGCCACCUUGACAAUAUAAUGACGAGACCCAAGGGCUUCAGUAACUACUCCACGCACCCAUUUUCCUCCCCUUCCAAAAUUUCGAGCCAGAACAGAAUCACCGGCAUUGAAUUUGCGGAGACCUCUAUGUGCUGUACGACUCACCAUGGUACUGCAUUGGCGAGCCUCAACAUGUGUUUCAAGUGAAGGUGUCAGCAAAUCUAGCCGGUUGCGCAGUCUCCGAUCCAUGAGAAGCAGUGAGGGUGGUUCACCUGUGGUGGAAUGAGGCGUGGUCCGGUAAACCAAUAAAUGAUUUGCAAUAACAGUGUCUACGUCUGCAUUAGUAAGGUGGGCUUGUUUAAUAGCUGAUUUCAAAAUCUGUACGACACGUUCUGCUUGACCAUUUGUAGAUGGCUUGCACACCGCUGAAGUACGGUGCAGUAUUCCAUUGCUGGUGCAAUCUUGUAAUUGUAUGAAGUAAGGAUAAGAGCCCAUCUUGGAAGUCGGGCUGCAGCAUGAGCAGGAACCGGUCGCUGAGGACCCAAGAGAGUUAGCAAAGGUCGGUGGUCAGUUAAAAUUGUAAAGGAGCGACCUUAGAGAUACUGUCGGAAUCUCUUUAAUCCAAAGAUGAUACUGAAGGCCUCCUUUUCUAGCUGAGGAUAGUUUUGUUGAGCAGGAGUCAAAGUGCAAGAAGCAAAAGCCACUGGUCGAAAUUGUCCAUCACUUUGAUGAGACAGGACCGCUCCAGCGCCAUAAGAUGAGGCAUCACAUGAAAGAAAGAGGGGUAAGGUAUGAUCAUAAUGUAUCAGUGUCUGUGAGUUCAGAAUGAGCUGUUUUGCUGCAACAAAUGCAAAGUCUGGCUUAGAUCGCGUAUCAAUUGGGACAGCACUUAGUAGUCUCUUGGAGUUCGACGUAAACGUAAUCAAGUUAAAUCCGCCUGGAGCGAGCAGUUCUACCAUGACAUGGGCUAGGCGAAUUGCGGACUGUUCAUCAUUCUCAGAGGGAAGAGCAUCGUCAGCAUAGAAAUUCUUUUUCACUGCUGUAAUAACUCUAGAGCUGUACUCUUCGGCAUUGUCGUCGGCCACACGGCGCAAAGUUGAGUUUGCAAUACAGGGGGAGGAAGCCGCUACGAAAAUACGCACUUGAAUGACGUAUGUAUCAGGGGGAUUAUCAUAUCCGUGUGUCCACCACAGGAACCUCAAGGAAUCCUGGUCUUCCUCGCGCACACGUUUCUGAUGAAACAUCUUUUCGAUUUCAGCAGCGAACGCUAUUUUUCCCUGGCGGAAAUGUACGAGAACACCAACCAAGUCCAGUCAGCAAGUUCUUAUUAAGCGAAGUUCUCUCGCAUUCAGCUGCUGCAUAGAACACAAUGCGCACCUUGCCUGGUUUGGUAGGACUCGUUAUAGGGUGAUGCGGAAGAUACCAAUGCGUAUUUAGACUCUUUGUUUAACUCUUCUUCUGACAACUUGCGGGUGAAUCCACUGCUGGUAUAACUAUCCAUAACUUCGCGGUACUUAACGGCCAUUUCAACAUUGCCAGGUUUCGUAAGACGGCAUCUCAGGCACUGUAGACGGUGCUUGGCCAUGGCUACAUUAUUCAGAAAGUGGCGUUCUUUCUCCUUCCACAGCAUACCGACUUCAUACCGACCGUCCACACAGCGGGUGGUGUUCUCAAUUAUCUUCACGGCUAUUUUAUCUUCCACCGAGAGGGGUUUCUCAUUUGAUUUCACUGCCCCAUAAUCCUCCAGAUUCCAAAAUUUUUCAAUGAGAAAACGCGGUUCAGGGUCAAUCGAGAUAAAGUUUCCUGAAACCCCUUGGCGACAAUUGACACCACAAGGACCACAAACGCACCAGCCCAAGGGAUAACGACAGCUAUAGAGCCCUUUCUUCUUAUCUUCAGGGACUCCAACUUCCUUCUGUAAAUGUGCGUAGGGAAUAUUGUUUCCAACAAGUAUAGAGACUCUCCUGAUCUCAACCUCCGGGAACUUCAUGUCACGUAAGUGCGGGUACUCAAUAGUGUCAAUCUGCUCCGGACUAGUACAGCGCGACUGGUUGAGGUUAGGUAGGACAUACGCCUCCGAAACGUCAAUACUCUCCCCGGAACUAUCUACCGAAGUCAAGGUAAAGGACACACGUUUCGACUUUACCACAUUGUCAUUACUUGAGAUCGUGUUGAUUCCGAUUUGGACGAGUGUUCCUUGAAUACCAAGGUGAUCAACUAAAUCUUGUUUAACGAGGGUGUCAGUGCAGCCACUGUCUAAGAAGGCAUAAGUGGAUACAGUGUUACCAUUCUCAGCAGAAACAACAACAGGUAUAACGUUCAACAGCACUUUCGCUUGCACAGUCGCGGACGAUAUUGGUACCUUUCUUACAGACUUGUCAGACUUGUCUUCGCUCGCGGUUGGAGUGACAUUUCCCCUUCCGCUGUUUGGGGAUUUAGGCGUCGCCAAUGGCUUGUCAGACUUAUCAUUAGACUCUCUGUUAUUCCGUGGGAUGAAGCGGCGACCACCAUAAUUACUUUCAGAGUGCAGAGGACGAAUGUUUCGACCGGAACAUACUGAAUGUGCUGGUGGGUUCCGGACGGGAGCCAGAACCGUGUCCGGGCUUUUCAAGACCACAAUUAAAACAAAAUCUACAGGAUGCCGCAUACUGUCUUCGCACUGCCACGUGUUCGCAUUGUUUGAUAAUAGGGCAUUAUUGGAGUUUGUGAGGCUUACUUGAUUUGCAAAUUCCGCAAACGCUAAACGCUUGUUUGUGCACAAAUUCAGCGACAUUCUUUAAUCGAGCGGAUCUUCCGGACUUCACAAGCUCGUAGUUCACGGUUUGCCACUUCAAGAUUAAGUCGUUAGGUAAACGGUUUACUAUACGCCUGAGGCUCAUCGCUACGCUCACCUCGCGUUCAACGACUCCCUUGAGGAUCCUUGUGGCUGCAUUUAAGUUCUCAGAGAAACUGAGAAGACCAAUGUUGUCGCCGUAGGCCAACUUGGGGCCAGAUGAGAGUUCUUCCACACAUGCUUGCGUCACUCUCACCGCUUGGCCAAAACGUUCUUCCAACGUUUUCAUAAUCUCGUUAAACGUACAACCUCUGUUACGCUUCACAACCUUUAACGCUUCUCCCGCUACGAAUUUAGGCAGAUACUCCACUUGCUGGGCAUCAGUAAGCAGGUCCCUUUCGAGGUGCGUACGAACUUGUUCACGAAAAAGGGGGAACUCGGCUGGAUUACCACUGAACUGUGUCGCCUUCAUUCCGCUAAGCAAUUGUGCCUUCCACAACAUACAACAUGAUCACGAGGAGCCUGGUCUAUGCUGGAGACGGUGUGCGACCUCCCGAAGUUAACACGUUCAGGGGACUGGGUCGAGUUAAUCCCCACAGAGGGAGUGGUGGUGUUUAAUCCCUUCACAGACGAUUCAUUGUGGGGCAACAUCGUGUCUGACGGUCUUGAAAUUGCUGGAUAAUUUGGCUCCGUGGAUUGAGGUUCUCAAUUGGAAAUCACAUACACGGCACUCAGUUGACUGUUAAACCCAUCUCUAGUAACAUACUCAGACGGGACGGAGGUGGAGUGUGAUUGCUUGUUAACAAUAAACGUAGACGUGUUCAAGGCGCUAGAUACAACCGGGGAGAGUUUACUCUCCGUCAAGUUAUCCAUUUCAAUUUUCCAUUCAAGCUCAGCCAAUGUUGCUUCCUCUUCAAGGCGUCUAAGUUCCAUCCUUUGCUUAUAUCCAUGAGCCACUUUUGCUGCUUCUGCAUCCUCCUUUGCCGUAGCUCUUGCUAAGUCUUGUUUCAUUUUGGACACCAGUGCCUUCUUUAGUGAUUUCUUCUGUGAGGAAACUGAUAAUGCCUCAGAAUGUUUGGUAAAAUGAGUAGCAACGCUGUGCACUAACUUAUUGUCAUCGUGUUUCGGAUCCCAGACUACUAGUCCGCGGUCCAUUCCAAGUUCACGAUGCCGGGAGUCUGGUCUUCUAAACAAACCCUCACAUUCAUUGAUAAUAUCGUCCAUUUCACGUUUCAGAGUAGAAUAACGUUCUUGUACAUGUUCUAAGCAUUUUCUCUCGUUAAUUCCUGCAAGGUACCUCCCAUGAAGUCCCUCAAGCCUGUCCCAUUUUUCCAAGAGCAAGUGAACAGAUUUCGUACCUUCCUCUGGACUCAGUGUUCCAUGAAUUUCAGACGUUCCUUUAAUAAACUGUCUAUUUCCUCGCUAAUAUUUGACCACUGCAUUGCCGCACUCCGCCGGUCCCGUGAGUCCCUUUUCAGAUCCGAUUCCAAAAAUUCAACGCGAGUAGUCGGCGGGGGCCUGAGACGAAAAUGAUAGCCAUCGCCUUCCUGCGAAGCGCUCAAUGGCUGUGAAAAGACAUUCGUACAAACACAAGAAGAUAAAUAAAUAUCGCUCCGAGUUGAAACCACGGGUAACUGAAUCGAAAAAUCGGGCAAUCAACGAUCCAUUCCAGAUCCAGCGUAGUCCAAACUCAUACUACGACCACUGUCGAAGCCGAAGUCCAAUUUCUUCGAAUCAUCCAUCGAUCACACUUGAAAACAUGCAAUUCCAAUAGAACUUUCUUCACCGAUGUUGGGGAGAAGCACAGAUUUUUUUCUACUCGAACGUGAAAACUAAAAUAAAAAUACAAAAGAUGUUGGUAGAGAGCCAAAUAGAACUGAAAAAACGAACCAAAUACUCACAAGUUCUGUGUUCUCCCUGUCAUAAAACAAUGCGAUAACUCUCACCAAUCAACAUCAGCCCGGAUCAACACGCUAGUCACAUGGAAAAAGGGUUCACGUGACCAGCGCUCAUGAUCAGGUCCCUAUAAAAAAAAAAAAAACGUAACAGAUUUCGGAUAAUUUUCUUAUCCGAUGUUUAAAUUAGAUUUGUCCCGAAGAGACUGCGUUCCUUUUCCAAACCUUUGGAAUAAAAAAAAUGACUUUGGAAUAAAAUAAAUGAACUAUAAUUCGGGAUAACAUAUAAGGUGGGUCUGUGACAGAUUAUCUUGUCCUUUUCAUAUACUUUAACUCGUGAGAGUCCGUACCCUUUUAUAUACCUGAAUGAAAAGGGUACUCAUUUUGACCGGAGCCUCCUUGUAAAGGACACCAUAGGAAGGACCCCCGGACCUCUACACCCUCAUGUUGGUUAAGCCUGGUAUUCACUACCGCAUACGCAUAAGCAAAAGCACAAGCACAUGAGUAAGCAAGUGAAAACUGGGUCGGCAUAAGUAUAAGCACAAGAAAAAGUUCGUUCUUCUUGUGCUUAUGCUUAUGCUUAUGUCGUAGCUUUGACUAGUGAAAACGGGGUCGACAUAAGCACAAGCAUAAGCACAAGGCUAUGGGCCAAUCAUAGGCCACUUUGACCCAGACCUCAUGCCAACAUAUCAAAGGCAAUAUGCCGGACGAAACGUCCGCCAUCUUGUUUAUCCCCGAGUUGAGGGAAGCUCAGUGGUAUCGAGAAUUGAGUCAUAAUAUGCCAUUCUGCGCGUGCGUAUGUGUUUAUGCUUAUACUUAUGUGCUAGUGAAAACCAGACUUUAGCAAAAUAACGAAAGAUAUAAGGCCAAUCGGCUGACGUCAUUUUCGUUCCCUCAAUUAAAGCAUAUGUGGCAAAAUUUACAUUCAGUCUGAACAUGAAUUCUUGGAGUUUAAUGACACACCCUGUCAUGUUGUACAUUAAGAAUGUAACUGUCAUGAACUGUCUCAUGGUCUCAUGGACUUAAAACCAAAUUUUCUCGACGAAUAUCGAUAGAUUAGCGUACUCUACAGGUGCUUAUGAUUUUCCAAUAAACACUUGAAGACCGAGGGCUAGUUCAAUGGGGUUGAUUACCUGAAUCUGAGGACUUCAUAAAGCUUUAACACGUUUUCCUAGUCUUUCCGUUUAACCCUAUUCAGACUGUGGGGGGGCUUUUCAAACCCCCCCUCCGGCAAAAUUCGUGAUAACUCCUACACCGAAAGAGCUAUGACGUUCAAAUUUUCUGACUUUUCCUAAAACAUUUUGGUAUAAUUACCAUGUCCAUGUGAUUAAUCAUGUUGCCAUGGCAACCAGUUUCUGACACAUAGGUUUUGGAAAAUUUAAAAAAUGGUGAUUUUUUUUUGUUUUAAGAUCGCGUUUUUACACUUAUAGUGCUUUUUGUUGUUAAAAUGGUCUUUGCUUGGGACUAGUUUUUGAAUUACAUCAAAAUGUUUCAACAUUGAAUAUUUGGGGGGGGAGGGGUGGGGUAAAAUUUGUCACUUUUUUGCUUUGACAAAUAUGCUGCUCUAUUUUCCAAAUAAAAUAACACUUCGAAAGUCAUUUGUUUGGGUAAUAAACAUUAGUUUGAUACUUCUUUUAUACAUUCUGAGCUUUUUUCCCCUUUGAAAGUUGCUUUAAAUUAUAAUUUUAACAAAAAAACGAAAAUCCAAGAUGGAGGAUCCAAGAUGGCGGACAACCAUUUCAAAUUUUAAAUGUUAUUGCUUCCUAUUGCUUUUUCUCGCUGUACAAGUGUUUCCUUGUUACUAGUUCAUAAGAAAGGAUGACAAAGAGAUGAAUUUACCAAUAUUAUUGAUAUUUUACGUAUCUAAGUGGAAAAAUAAUAGGAAACAUUGAAAAAUCGGAAUAUGACGUCACUGUGACGUCAUCAUUGGGCGUGGCUAGUCAAAACUGGGUGCGGGGCUUCUUUGUACGGAGAUGAUCAUUGUGUGUAAAUUUCAUGACCCUAGCAUUAUUGGUUCCAGAGAUACAGAGGGGGGGUCCGAGGAGCCCCCGUCACAGAUUGACCAAAAAAAGCCUAGUCUGAAUAGGGUUAAAUUAUCAUUUUUACCUACAAAAGGGUAAAAAACAAAUAAGAAAAUUUAUAUUCUGAGCAUGUACAAUGCAGAAUAGUUUUCUCUACGAGUGUGACUCUAUCUCAUUAUUGUGAUUCAAAAAUUUCAUCUGCACUAAUGUAAAUAGAUUAGUUUUUAAUUUAAUAACUUUAAGUGCCCCUAAUCUUGACUUGAGGGUUUUGCAGACUAACUGCAACUUGCGUCUUUAAAAGUAUCUCAGGCUAGGUACUUCAUAUUAAAAGGGUGUGAGGUAUAGCUUAUUAUAGAUUUGUGUCUGAGAGGUCUGAGAUACAGCAUGCAACGUUUCUUUAUCCCUGGUAAACAGAAAAAAAAACUAUCUCAAGCUAUUACGAAAGCUCAUUAUUUAAACGCCAGCUUGGAAUCUUAUGGGCCGUUGUCCUAUUUCAUUCCAGUUUCAGGGUGGUUCAAGAUUAACACAGAGGUAGUGUGCUUUGGAGCCAGGAACAAUUCCUACGGCAAGUUCAGAAUUCAUAAGGCGGGAAACAUUUCUGCGUUUAAACUAGCUCAUCGCUCAGGCUCCGUGUCUUGUUUACCUGGGGCCGAUAAAGGAACAAAUUGGGGAUGCAGCCACCCGUUAUACAUCGGUCAAAUUUGUACACACAUCACUGAUGCCAGCAACGUCCGUAUUGUCAAUGUGUCAGAUUCAGUCCAUGGAUGUUACCAGCUGCCUGGGUUUGCUCAUAAUUCCUCUGAAAUCGAGUUGAGCCUUUCAUCCCCAGUUGGCGUUCGUGCUGGACAGGAGUUCAGAAUCUGGUACGCUGAAGAUUUAAAAAAUUUGAACGACGACGACAACGCCUUUAACAAGUCAUGCGUCGAUGUGUACGGCUUUUAUUAG
Messenger RNA from Porites lobata, 23248 nucleotides. The record is from the annotation of a GenBank genome assembly. NCBI's taxonomy places the organism in Eukaryota, Metazoa, Cnidaria, Anthozoa, Scleractinia, Poritidae.